AUGGCAACAGCACCCACUUUAAAUGUACUUGUUGAAAGUGUGAGUAAAAUUUUACCGAUUUCUACACCAAACGAUGUUCGUGCAGUUGUCCAGGAAUCGUUGACAUCAAUGGAUGUUAAAUCAUAUGGAACAUUAAUUUUUCCUCAUAAUAAAUCUCAUCAAGCAGAUUUUAUUCGUGUACCAGAUAAUAUAAAUGUGAAUUAUGUUAAAGAAUUCUUAUAUCGAUAUUGCUGUCACGAACGUCCAUCACUUGUUAUAUCGAUAACCGGUGGUGCAAAAGACUUUGAAAUGAAACCAAAAAUAUUAAGACCAUUUCGACGUGGCCUUCUUAAAGUUGCUCGAACAACUGGUGCAUGGAUUAUUACCGGUGGCAUGAAUACAGGUAUUAUGAAACUUGUUGGUGAAAUUGUUCAAAUAAAUCCUGAUCCUUCACGACCCAUUCCUUUAAUUGGUAUUGCUACUUGGGGUUAUGUAUCCGGUCAUGAACAACUCGAUGCUCCGGGUAUACAUGCAUAUUAUUCUAAAUUUCUUAGUAACAAAAAAGGCGAAGCACCACUUGAAUCAAAUCAUACAAAUUUUAUUUUUGUUGACGAUGGAAGUGAAAGGAGACAUGGUGGAGAAAUAGUGUUUCGUAGUAAACUUGAAGAAGCUAUUUCAGAUGGAUUUUUCUCAUCAAAAACUCAAACAAAUGCUUUAACUCUAUAUCGAAGUUUUUCUGUAACUCAAUCUCUUCCAACCGAUUCUUCAGAUAUAGUACCAGUGCCUGUUGUUCUUAUCGUUGUUGAAGGUGGUCCCAAUACAGUUCGAACAGUUAAAGAAGCAGUAGUUGAAAAUAAUAUUCCAGCUGUUUUGCUCGAAGGAACAGGUCGUUGUUGUGAUUUAUUUGCUAAAGCACUUCACCUUUAUAAAGGACAUUAUCAACAUGAUGAACUUGCUAAUGAAACAUUAAUAAACCGUGAUGAAGAAAUAAAAAAUAAACUUCGUGAAGAACUUAAAGAUGCUGUUUAUGCAAUCGAUGGUCCAAGUGAUCCAACAACUCCAACGAAUAAAAGAAACGACUCUUUUGAAUUAGUUUAUGAAUGUCUUCAUAAACGAAGAAAUUUCUUAAAUGUGAUCAAUCUUAAUUCACGUGAUUCAAUUGAGCUUGAUUUUGGCUUAAUUAUUUUAAAAGCACUAUUAAAUGCUACAUCGGGUAGUGAUACAUCUAAACAAAAUAUGCAAUGUAAACUUGAAAAACAAUUAUAUUUAGCUUUAGAAUGGGAUCGUGUGGAUAUAGCUAAAGAUUUUGUGAAAAAUGACGCUGACUGGAACAUUAAUUUACGUGAAUUAUUUCUAUUGGCACUCAGGCGUAAUCGAACAGCAUUUGUUGAAUUAUUUCUUGACCAUGAUUCUUCAUUAAUGAAUAUAUUUAAUGAUCCGUCUGAACUUCGUGAACUUUAUAUGGCUACUGAUGAAAUGAAAGAAUAUCAUGGCUUAUCAGGAGAGUGCGAUACCCCGCUAGGAGUCAUACAUGAAGUAAUUCAACAAUUUGUAGAAGAUCAUUUUGAAAUUACUGAUGUACUGUCUCCAGCAAGUAUGACACCGAAUUCUGAAUUAAUUAAUGAAAAUGACGAUGAAAUCAGUAUUUGUUGUGGACGAAAACAUUAUCGAAAACCACCAGACAAUGAGUAUAAUAGUAAUGUACAAACGGAGAGAUCAACAACUGAUACCGUUACGCACAUUAAUGUUGAGAAAGAACUUUUCCUCUGGUCGAUUAUAGCAGGUCGACGAGAUUUAGCAUUACUAUUAUGGUCUCGUGGCAAAAAUAAAAUUUGUGCUGCAUUAAUUGCCAAACUAAUAUAUCAAAUUCAUGCUCAUAGAAAGAAUGAUAAUAGUUAUUAUGAAUCAGCCGAUGAAUUUGAAAAUUUAGCUGUACAAAUACUUGACAAACUUAAUCAAACAAAUGCUGCACUAUGUAGACAAGCCAUAAUACGACAAAUACCAGCUUAUGGUAAUGCAAAUUGGUUAGAAUUAGCUGUUGCAGCUGAUGCUAAACAUUUUAUUGCUCAACGAGCUAUACAAACUAUAUUUAGGGAAAUUUGGUUUGGAAGUAUUGAUCAACGAGUAACUAAUCGUGCAAUUGUCUUUUCAACAUUUAUGCUUUGGUAUAGUGGAUUUCUUUCUUAUCAAAACGAAUUAGUUAAAAUAGAAGAUAAAACAGCGCUUCACAAUGAUUCAAUAAAGAAAUCAUAUCUCUAUGAAAAAUCCAUGUCAAAAACAGUAUAUAUUGGUGAUAGGUGCAAAACUAAAAUCACUCAAUAUUUUUCCAAUAUUGGUAAAUUUGUACGUGCUCCAUAUAUUAAAUAUCUUUAUAAUUUAUAUUUCCAUGUGAUAUUUUUAUUACUUUUCUCCUAUUUAAUAUUAUGUGACUUUUUUCCACUCUAUGAUUUUCAAGAAUAUGAAUGUGGACCAUCUCAAGAUUCAAAAGCUGAUAAAGACUCUGUUACUGCCAAUGAUAAUAAUCCAUCAAUUAUAAAUCAUACAUCAAGUAAUAAUCAAUAUAAUGCUAGUAAAUCAAAACCAUACGGAUUUCAGCGCCGUAAUAAACCGUCUAAUAUUGAAAUUCUACUUGCCAUAUGGGUUUUUACAUUACUUUGCGAAGAAAUUCGACAGUUAUGGUCAAUCAAAUCACAAUCGAACGGAAAUCCAAUAAUGACUUAUUUAAAAACCUUCUGGAAUAAAUUAGAUGUUUUAUCUAUAAUAUUAUUUUUCGUUGGUUUUAUACUUCGUUUUAUUCCCGUAUCAGAAUGCUUUUGUGCAGCACGUAUUGUUCUAUCAAUUGAUCUAUCACUUUGGUUUAUACGUUCAUUGGAUAUGUUUGCUUCUGUAAGACGACUUGGACCUAAACUUGUUAUGAUUAGUGAAAUGGUAAAUGAUAUGAAAUUUUUUAUAUUCGUAUUCUUUGUAUUCAUUCUGGCAUUUGGCAUACCAUUUUAUGGAUUAGUACAUGGUGUAAAAAAAUUUUCAUGGCAUAUGCUGCGAGAAAUUGGUAGUAUUGCGUAUUGGCAAAUAUUUGGAGAAUUAAUGGCAUUAGAAACAGUCAAAGAUAAUUAUUCAGCAACAGGUUACGCAGCAUCUAUUUUACUAGCAGCCUAUAUGUUUAUUCUUGCCAUACUCUUGGUUAAUUUACUUAUUGCUAUGUUCAGUAAUACAUUCGAUCGUCUUCAUGUUAAUGCAGAUCGUAUCUGGAAAUUCCAACGAUAUUCAUUAGUGUGUGAAUAUUUAGCACGUCCAGCAUUGCCACCACCUUUUAUUUUCUUUUCUCAUCUUUGGCGAUUGAUGUGGUAUAUAUUAGCAUGUUGGCGUAAAUCAAAGUUUAUAAAAGAGAAAUAUGCGCAACAUGUAGCUGGAACUGAAUACAAAAUUUCACUGGAUGAAAAAAAAUCAGCAAAUAUUGAAAUAGUUGAAGAUGCACUUGGUGAUGAAGUUUAUUUUAAGUUUUUAAAAACAGGACGACAAUUAGUUGAUAAUGCUGACCUCGACGAUCAACUAUCUCAACCAACAAAUGAUAAUGUAUCAAGUAUCAUUCGAAUACUUGAAAAUCGUAUGCAAAAAAUCAGUACUCAACAAGCUCAAUUCUCUGGAAAUCUUGAACUAUUAAUGGAUGGUUUGAAAACAUCAGAUAGUGUCCGUAGAUCAAAGAAUGCAACACAUGGUCAUAUUUCAGAAUCAUUACUUCUCAAUUCUCACUUACAAAUUUCAAAAACAUAA
Rotaria sp. Silwood1 is the source of this 3750-nucleotide messenger RNA. Lineage: Eukaryota; Metazoa; Rotifera; Eurotatoria; Philodinida; Philodinidae. The record is from the annotation of a GenBank genome assembly.